GUGAGAAUAUACGGUAUGGCUCCCCAACAGCAGGAAAGCCCGAGGCCCAGCGCGGCCAGGCCGCAGGCCCCGCCCCUUCCGCCUUACGUCAGACGGAAAGGACGCGAGCGCGCGGUGUUCGGUCGCCGGGACUUUAGCCUCUCGGGGUUCGUGCGGUUGCGCACGCAGGUCUCCAGCUUUGAAAUGCAGCGGGAUUUAGUGAGUUUCCCUUUGUCUCCAGCGGUGCGUGUGAAGCUGGUGUCUGCCGGCUUCCGGACAGCUGAGGAACUCCUGGAGGUAAAACUGUCCGAGCUCAGCAAAGAAGUUGGUAUAUCUAAAGAGGAAGCCUUAGAGACACUGCAAAUAAUAAGAAGAGAAUGUGUCACAAAGAAACCAAGAUAUGCUGGUUCGGCUGAGUCAGGCAAGAAGUGUACAGCACUGGAACUUCUUGAACAGGAGCAUACCCAGAGCUUCAUAAUUACCUUCUGUUCAGCACUAGAUAAUAUUCUUGGGGGUGGAGUACCCUUAACCAAAACAACAGAAAUUUGUGGUGUACCAGGUGUUGGAAAGACACAACUAUGUAUGCAGUUGGCUGUAGAUGUGCAGAUACCAGAAUGUUUUGGAGGAGUGGAAGGUGAAGCAGUUUUUAUUGAUACAGAGGGAAGUUUUAUGGUUGACAGAGUGGUAGAUCUUGCUACUGCCUGCAUUCAGCACCUUCAGCUUAUAGCAGGAACACCUAUGGGAGAGGAGCACCCCAAAGCUUUGGAGGAUUUCAGUCUUGAAAAUAUUCUUUCUCAUAUUUACUAUUUUCGUUGUCGUGACUACAUAGAGCUACUGGCACAAGUUUAUCUCCUUCCAGACUUCCUUUCAGAACACUCAAAGGUUCGAUUAGUGGUAGUGGACAGUAUUGCUUUUCCUUUUCGUCAUGACCUAGAUGACCUAUCCCUUCGAACUCGAUUACUAAAUGGCCUUGCCCAGCAAAUGAUCAGCCUUGCAAAUAAUCACAGAUUAGCUGUAGUUUUAACCAAUCAGAUGACAACAAAGAUUGACAGAAAUAAGACCUUGCUAGUUCCUGCAUUGGGAGAAAGCUGGGGACAUGCUGCUACCAUACGUCUAAUCUUUCAUUGGGACCAAAAGCAAAGACCCCAUCCUUCACCAGAAACACCUGAUUUUUACCUUUUGACUGACAAUGGAAUAUCUUUCCAACAGUUAUCAAAAGAAAUACUUUUGUCUCUGUCCUCUAUAUUGUGCUGGUUUUACUCUAGUUUGCAUAUUCAUGAUAGUAUAAGGGCACGACUGUUCACUACUCUUUGCCAAGAAGAUCUGGUGGUAGAGUAGAGUAAUGUAUCAACACCCCCACACAGUGUUUCAUAUGUGUGCUCAGCUUUAGAGCACAAAUUGUGCUUCUGUCUUAUUUCUUCCUGACCCAAACUGUGUAGUUCAGCCAUAUGUUAAGCUUCUCAGCUGGGGCCGUGAGCCAAGUGAUUCUUCGGUUUAGUUUAUUGUCAGAAAGGUCUCUUCAGAUGCAGACAUGAAAUAGAAAGUUUUAUUUUUAACUAAGAUUUUGAAGAGAAUUUUCAACCUGAAUACUUAAUGUCUAUUUGACUUUAGGAUUCUUAAUAAACAUUAAGAAGCUUAUUUAGUUUUUAAUAACUUUCCCAGAAAAGUCAGAAGCCCUGGUACAUUUUUUGACGUAUGGUGAUGAGAGAUGAUUUAGAUAGUGAUUUUUCAGAAAGUUAGCUAAUUUUUAUUUUAUUGAAUCAAAAUGUGAUUUCUUAUUCAGGUGGGUUAAAAUAUACUGUGCCUCUUCUGUUAUUUUGCAUUAAAGAUAGAAUAUCAACCAUAAGAGAGUAAUAUCAUAAACCAGGAUGUCCUUUUUGAAUUGUCUUUGAAAACAAAUGAAUAUUAUUUAUAUGUAAAUAAAUGACCUAUGAUUUUUCUUUAAGUUGGAAUCUGUAUUUUGUGCAGUUAUAUCAGCUUUUUUAAAUUGUGGUAAGGUGUACAUGAUAAAAUUCACCAUUUUAAGUGUACAGUUCAGGGGCAUGAAGUCCAUUCUCAUUAUUGUACCGUGAUCACCACUAUCCAUCUCCAGAAAUUUUUCAUCUUCCCAAACUGAAACUCCAUACCCAUUAAACAGUAACUUCCUUCUGUCUUCCCCCAUCCUCUGUUAACCAUUCUACAUUCUCUGUGUGGCUACCCUAGGUACCUAUGGAAGUGUAAUCAUACCAUAUUUUCCCUAUAUGGCUGGCUUUAUUGCACUUAGCCUAAUGUCCGUAAGGUUCACUAUAGCAUUUGUCAGAAUUUCUUUCCUCUUUGAGACUGAAUAAAACUCCAUUAUAAGCACAUUUUGUUUUUUCAUUUGUCAGACAGUUAGGUUGUUUCUACCUUUUGGCUAUUGUGAAUAAGAUAAAUUAAUUUUAAAGUGAUUUUAAAAGGCACUUUAAAAGUUUUUGCUUUUAUUUGUUGCUGUUACACUAUUUGAACAUAAUAAAGCUUAGAAUUUUGUUUCUCAGAAACUUUUGGCUUGCAGUUUUAUAUUACUUACUUUAUAGAGUACUAAAUGAAAUCACACCUAAACAGACUUUGUUCUGUUAUAUGACAGUGAUUUUCCUGGACAUAAUCAUUUUGAAAGAAUGUGUCUUCCCUAGCUUAUUUGUAUUAGCAUAAUAUGAGUAUGUAUUCCUCAUUUGUAUCCCAAGAAAUUGUUUUGAUACUUAUAACAACAAAAGAAUACACUAUUGUUUUGGAAGGUGUGAAAAAUAUAAAUAAAAAGCCCCCUUUAUCUUGUAAUAGAAAGUUUGAUUUUGUUAUAGUCUUCAAGUAAUUUUUCUGCAUAUAUGUAUAUAUACGUAAAUGUGGGAUCAGUCAGCAUAAUUUUGCAUUCUGUAUUAUUAAUACUUUGCUAUUUCAUUAAAUAUUUUCUCCCACCUUUUUUUCUGAACCAUAAAUGUAUCUUAUCAUGAAUAAAAUAAUUUAUUUGAAUCAGUCAUUAGAUUUUUAGGUUCCUUUAAAAUUUCACUUAUAUAAACAACU
Molecule: messenger RNA, 3012 nt
Organism: Manis pentadactyla (Chinese pangolin)
Lineage: Eukaryota; Metazoa; Chordata; Mammalia; Pholidota; Manidae
Gene: RAD51C
Product: RAD51 paralog C
Exons: 8
Coding region: 16-1317 (433 amino acids)
Biological process (GO): reciprocal meiotic recombination; meiotic DNA recombinase assembly; DNA repair
Cellular component (GO): Rad51B-Rad51C-Rad51D-XRCC2 complex; replication fork; Rad51C-XRCC3 complex
Molecular function (GO): ATP binding; crossover junction DNA endonuclease activity; ATP-dependent DNA damage sensor activity
Source: RefSeq, a predicted model, not a curated record